This is a messenger RNA of Beta vulgaris subsp. vulgaris (sugar beet), 1506 nucleotides long. RefSeq lists its product as uncharacterized. Gene Ontology annotation, biological process: tRNA pseudouridine synthesis. The transcript has 9 exons. The record is from RefSeq and is a predicted model, not a curated record. Lineage: Eukaryota; Viridiplantae; Streptophyta; Magnoliopsida; Caryophyllales; Amaranthaceae. Gene Ontology annotation, molecular function: pseudouridine synthase activity; RNA binding. The coding region runs from base 89 to 1144 and encodes 351 amino acids.
CCUCCAUGGGCCAUAAACCCUGCUUCCAAACACCCCACUCACGGGAAAUCCCCAGAGUAGCUAAGCCAACACAAACAGCAGCAGGACCAUGGAUUGUGGAGGUGGUGGUGCUUCGGAUUCCAAACACCGACUAAAUCAACAGUCAGGAGAACCUCAACGGCCGCUUAAAGUCCGCAGAAUUGAAGAAAUUCGAGAACAAAGGGAAGAAGCAGAAGUAGGAGAGAAAUUAGAGAGCAUGAAAAACCCACCAAAACCAGGGUUACAGAGGUACUUAGUCGCAGUUGAGUACAUUGGCACCCGUUUCUCUGGGUCCCAGCAGCAAACCAACCAGAGAACUGCUAUGGGUGUUCUCCAGGAUGCAUUUCAGAAAUUUGUUGGGCAACCGGUUUCAAUCUUCUGCUCUAGCCGAACGGAUGCAGGCGUUCAUGCCUUGUCAAAUGUUUGUCAUGUAGAUGUUGAACGAAUUAGUAAGAGGAAGCCAGGUGAAGUGAAAGAAGGUGAUAUAACGGUUGUUGAUGUACGUAGUGUGCCCUCUGAUUUUCAUGCCAGAUAUAAGGCCCAGGAACGCACGUAUUAUUAUCGCUUGCUGUCAGGUCCAGAAUUUUUGUCAACAUUUGAGAGAAAUCGGGCAUGGCAUGUUCCAGAGGAACUGAACCUUCAAGCAAUGCAGGAAGCGUGCAAGGUUCUUGUUGGACUACAUGAUUUCAGUUCAUUCAGGGCUGCUGGCUGUCAGGCUAACUCACCUGUUAGGACGUUAGACGAGCUUCUUGUUUCCGAUCAUGCUUCUGCUCCAUAUUUUUUAUCCUCCAUUGAGAGGGAGCCGACGAAUUUUGGUGCAUGGGAUUCAUCAACGUGUGCAGAUAAUCCUGAUGCUCCAAAUGUCAGUGAAAUAGAUUCCAAUGGAUUUUGUCAAAAGUUUGGAAUGAGGAGAGGACACCGCUGCUUGGUAGUUAAAGCACGUGCACGCUCUUUUCUAUAUCAUCAGGUGAGGUUGCUCGUUGGUGUUCUUAAGUGUGUUGGCACAGGACAUCUUACAGUUGCUGAUGUGGAAAGGAUCCUUAAUGCAAAAACUGUAACAGCUGCAAGUCCCAUGGCUCCUGCUUGUGGCUUAUACCUUGGGUACGUGAAGUAUGAUUUGGAUUGAGAUGAUUAUAAAAUGAGUUUCGACUGGAAAAACCGAGGUGGUCGUGAUAGGCUGGGCUGUGGUAUUGUUUUGAGAUUUAUGAUGCUGUUUUACGUUUUUACCUGUUUCCAGGAGUUGGCAGUGGAUGCAGAUCUAGAUUCUCACAUUUCUUCUUUGAUAUUAGCUUAAGAUCAGUUCCAUAAGUUUUGCAUGCUAGUUUGAACUGGUUUGUAAAGCUAUGUUAAUGAUAUGAGCAUUCUAAAAUCUGUAACAUACAUAAUACAAAAUUGAUUUAGGAUUAUUUUUUACGAUUAUUUUGGCCGGCUGUCCCAAAAUAAUAUAAUGUUACGAUUAUUUUUUAGUAAUACAAACUUUAUACUAUA